Neospora caninum is the source of this 4020-nucleotide messenger RNA. RefSeq lists its product as hypothetical. The coding region runs from base 1 to 4020 and encodes 1339 amino acids. The transcript has 10 exons. Lineage: Eukaryota; Apicomplexa; Conoidasida; Eucoccidiorida; Sarcocystidae. The record is from RefSeq and is a predicted model, not a curated record.
AUGCGAGGAUGCGCCGGGCACUCGCAAACUGCAAAGCGGCCACCUGGCUGUCGCCCACGUCUCGGAACCCGACGCCUCGACGCGUGGGUUUUGUCAGGCAACCCUUCUUCGUUCUCUUCUCAUAGUUUCCAAGCCGUGUCGCAUCCGCCCAUCGCGUCUCCUUCCUCCGGCUCGAUUUGCUCCUCCUUCCCUUCGUCGUUCCUCGCGCCGGCUUCAGCAGACUUAGUGUCGCGUCUCUCGGCUCGUCAGUCGCUUCUUGCCUUUCCCCCGUCUCGUGUCACUGAGGGUUCUCUCUCUCCCCCUCGUCGCGGGGGCCGAGCCGAGCUCUCUUCUCUUUCUCCUGCCGCGUCGUGCUCCGCUCCUUCCACGUCUUCCUCGGCGCGCUCUCUCGCCCUGUUUCCCCGUCGGUUCGCGUCUCUGCGGCCGUUCGGCCUUUCGCCGCUGUCGCCGAGCCAGGUGAAGAGCCGCGCGCAGUCGCUGCUCGAGCGGCUGCAGACCAUCGCGACAGGUGACACAGGGGCGGGCUGCUGCGCAGCGAAGCGAGGGAAGCAGACCGAGAUGGAGAGCGAGAAGGGGGAGACAGAGAGCGGAGACUGGGACACGCCACAGGCAGUUGACGACGACCUCCAGUUUCUUCUCGACAAUCUCUCCGUUUUCUCGCCCUCGGACCUCCUUCUUCUCCUCGCCGCCCUCGUGCGGUGGACGGAAAAGGUGGUCCUCUGUUCCGCGUCCGUGGCUUCAGGGCGAAGUCCCGCGCCUCUCGCGUGCGCUCCGCCGCCCACAGUCGCGCCGCUGAUGCGGGAGAUCGUCGCGCGACUCGGCACCCAGCUGGCGCUUCUUCCCAACUUCCCGGAGUCUGUGCUCCUGUGCGGGGACUUGGUUCUCUCCAGUCCGGUGCGAGACGCGCCGCGGUUCUGGGAAGCGUUCUUUCGCGUUUUCCUCUCUUCUGCGCAGGCGAAACCCGCAGGGGGUGUGCGAAUCCACGGCAGCAGCCCGGUCCUGUCCGCACCGCAACUCAUGCAUGUGCUGGCUUUCCUCGCCACGAGUCGGCGGCGAAGACGCGGAGACGCGCGGCGGGAAAUGCCGGAGAUGUGCCUCAGAACAGACGGAAGGAAAGGGGAAGACGGAGCGGACGUGGGUGCGCGUCAGUCGUUGGGAGCAGCAGCGGAGGCGACCGCUUUCGAGGCGAGAACGGUCGCGGACGGGAGCGGAGACACGCUCCACGACUCAGCAGGCUCCGGUUUAACAGCGUCGAGGGCUCGUCUCCCCAGCCGCGUGACGCCGUCAGCGGAGGAAGCAAACGGAGAGGAGAGACACCCAGAAACAGAACGGGAGUUUGCCAAGGGACAGGAAGGGAAAGAAGUUGAUGUCGGGCGUGAGGAAACCGGUCCCGGAGAUUCGGCUUCUCUCGCCCCGCCCUCCGCAACAGCCUCUCUUGCCUUCUCUUUAUGGGCUUCUGCAAAAGCGCACCGCUCGACGCGGCAAGAAGAGGCGCUGCUUGACCGCCUUGUCGCGGCGAUCUGCAGUCGCCUGGCCGUGCACACCGUGCUCGAGACACUCAACCCGGCAGCCGUCAUUCGCCUCCUCCGUCUGCUGGCCGACCUAAAAGCAAAACACGUGCCUCUCCUCACGGAAAUCGCUGCACUCCUCAAGCCUCUCUGUCCAGCUGACACCGGACGCGCGGCGGCGCCGGCGAGGAAGACGCCUGGCGGGACAGGCGCCGUCGCCUCCAGAUCGUCUCUUUCCCCCGCCGAGCCGAUUUCGCGCACUGACGGUCACCCGCUGGACGACGAGCAGUUCGUCGCUCGCGUCCAGGCAUGCGGGUUGAACGCGCUCUUUCGGCCGGCGGACUUGGUUGUCCUUUUCGUCUCCUUUGCGGCUCUCGAGGCGCACGAGUUCCAGUCCCUUCUGCGAGGCGCUGCGGAUGUUUUGUCCGUCCAUGUGCGCGAGCUCUCGCUGCCGUUGAUGGUCGCGGCCCUCGACAGUUGUUCGCGCCUCAACUUCUAUCCACAGCGGCUAGCCGAGGCGCUUCUGCGCAGUCUGCCGCCGGAGCUUUUGAAAGUCCACGAAGGGCAGGAAGGCGCAUGCGGCGAGAGGGCUCGGCGGGGAAGCACGGAAGAGAGGAACCCGAGUGAAGAAACAAGGACGGAUGGACGGCGAACCGCGUUGGCCCCGCGCAGCGCCUCUCGCAUCUCUCAGCCUUCUCGUCCUGUAGUCUCGCGGUCCCCCGCUGGGUCGCUUCCGGCGGCGGAGCGACGCCGAGCCGCAGAAGCUGUCCCUGUCCUGCUGAAAGCUCUGGCCCGGCUGAAUGUUCGGCACAAAACCACUGUGAAGGCGGCCCUCUGGAGUCUUACGCAACCCUGCGACCAGGCGACUUCAACGUCCUCGCCGGCCGCUUUGUCGUCCGCAAGCAGUGCGUGCGCUUCCACGUCCCACGCGCGCCCGUCCUCGCUGGGGUUCAGCGACUCCAGUGGAGGACGCGGCCGCACGCCCCGUGAGGCUCCAAGCGAGGACGGUCCUUACAGCGAGGAGUCUGAAGGCUCUGCCCGGUCGAGAGCCGCCUCAACGGAGAGCGCACCCCGCUUCGUCCCGAGUUCCGCAGCGCCGCCCCAGUCGCCAAAAGACACCGCCGCACUGGUUUACGCUCUCUAUCGCCUUGACGUCUGGGAUCCGCAUGCCAUCCGCAGCUCCUUCGCUCGCCUGGAGCGCCUCGGCGGUGCACAGCUCUUGGCACUGCUCGGUCUUAAAGGCUGCGCCAACGUCCUGCUCGCCGCCUCGUACUUCUCGUGCGCGGGUCCGACGCUCUACGACGAAAUUCUCCCACACAUGCUGCCCAUGGAGGCGAAGCUGACGAAGGAAGGAGUAUCACAACUGAAGAUCGUCGAGCUUGCUUGCAGAGUCGGCCACCUCCCUUUCUCCUUCAAGACGCUCUCGGCUGCCUCGCGCGACCUGCUUCUUCGCAUUCGCUCUUGCGACUUGGAACCCGAAGAAGUGUGUGUGUCGGGUUUGCAGAGGGAAGUCUCCUCGACUGCGCGAACGGUCGGCUACCACUGUUUCACCGAGGUUCAAGUCGGCCCAUACACGCUGGAUUUCGUGAAGCCGGUGACCCAGGAAGACUUGGCCCAGAUGGCGAUGGAGGAGGAAGCGAGGAAAUCCAUUCCAGGCUUUCGACGGCCUCUUCGCCACAUCGACGAUCCCUUCGAGCAUGAGCUGGACAUCAAGGGUGUCGUCCUCGAAGUGGAUGGCCCCCAGCACUUUUAUCGAGACUCCUUCCAUUGGACUUCUGCGAGCAAGCUGAAACAUCGCCUUUUGACCGGACUGGGAUUCCGUAUUGCCCACGUGCCCUACUUUGACUGGUUAGAGCUUCAUACCGAGGAUGUUCGGCGAGUCUAUCUCAGGUGCGCUCUGGAACGGGCCGAGUCCCCAUUGGAGGGAGACGACCUUGAACGCUGGGCCUCGCGCGCUGCAUCGCGCGGCCUUCAAGAUGAAGCCCUAGGGAGGAAGCUCUUCUCAGAAGAAUCCGCUGUUCCAGCAGGCUUGGCCUUUGAAAACGAGAGAAAGUUUGCGAGAAACUUGCAGCAAACAACAGAGGAGAGCAGGCGAGACCAUGUGACAAUGUUGAUGACUGACAAUGGAAAUUCGGCUUCUACACUUGUCGAGGGGAAGAAGGGGGUAUGGCACGCCACAGGCGAGAACGGAGUAAACAGAGGAACACUCAAAGACGUGGGAGGCAGCAACGCAACUGCCUUAAUGCUGGAUCAUGGAAGCAAAGGCGCAAUCGAGAAAGCGAGACAAAUUACGGGUACUUUGUCCUUUGCACAGGCCCCGUUUCUGAGCGUGCAUGAGCGAAGGCUGCUGCAUGAAAAGAAACACGGAGAUGCAAUAAAAAGCAAAAAGAUCGCGUUGGCCAUCUAUAAGAGGCAGAGGGGCCAGAAGCGGCGGGAGGAAAAAGAGGAGCGACGAAGAAAAAUCUUUGCACUCCAGAAUGACGCUCGUAACUAUAAGGUCGGGCCUACGUAG